Helicoverpa armigera (cotton bollworm) is the source of this 12402-nucleotide messenger RNA. It is a transcript of the gene Wdr62, whose product is annotated as mitogen-activated protein kinase-binding protein 1. Gene Ontology annotation, molecular function: protein binding. The transcript is spliced from 37 exons. Bases 836 to 8743 code for a protein of 2635 amino acids. The record is from RefSeq and is a predicted model, not a curated record. Gene Ontology annotation, biological process: centriole replication. Gene Ontology annotation, cellular component: mitotic spindle. Lineage: Eukaryota; Metazoa; Arthropoda; Insecta; Lepidoptera; Noctuidae.
AAUGAACUAUUCCAACAUGAAUGGAAUAACCAAAUCAAUCAAUUCAAAAGAAUUUCGUGACGAUUGCCAACCGAUCGAAUAACAAUAUUUUAACGAACGUUCGAUUUCGUAGUGGAUAUUGCUUAAACAUUGUCGCGUGCGUGUUUGUUUGUUCAUUUUUUACACAUCAGCUGUAAAUAUUACAUGAGCAACUGUGUCGCGGUGACCAUAUUGUGUGUACGAACUCGCGAGGACUCGGAACAAAGAUUGUUACAAUAUUUACUUUUAUCACAGCCUUAUCAUAAUUCAGGUUGUUUAAGUGAUUUCAUGGCGUUGCUGACGUCCGUUCGCGCGUAAUUACCUCAGAUAUGGCGACGAGUAGGACGGCACAAUCCGAGUUGCAGAAAAAUAUCAACCGCCGUCCCGCAGACUCGCGUACGAUGUGAAUUUUGAGAGAAAAAACAUGAGAAAAAUAAAAUAAAAAGCAUAUAAAUAUAAAAAAAUAAGUGUUUAAAGUGGUUUAAGUGUCGAAAAACGCAUUCCGUUCAUAUAUUAAUGCUCAAAAGUCGUGUUUUACAAAGUGCUGUGCUCAAAAAUAUCUAGUUCCUCAAAAAUGGCUAGUGACUCCAAAUACGUCCAUUAUUGCAUACAGUGAAUUGAAUAAGUGGUUUUUAAGUGCAAAUUAGUGUGUGUUUAAUUAGUUUUUUUCUACAAAAAAUGGUUUAAAUUACAUCGCGAGUGCCAAAAGUUUGAUACAGCGACAUCUGUCGUGUGAUGGACUGUUUUGUUUUGUGCGGGAUUGCGUACAGCGCCAUCUGUUGUUGAGUAGCGGCGAUGCUUAGUACCUGAUAUUGCCAUGGAGGCCGGUUUCAUACCGGUUGGCAGUGGGAAUGGCGGGGGCGCGACGCAAACUAGUUCCGUGGUGGCGCCACCAGCGAAUGUUAUUCGCGCGCCUGGUUUGAAGCGCGGAAAAAUGGAAGAAGCUAUUUCGGAUCGGAUAAAGUUGGAGAGUGUCCUCGGCCUGACGGUUGGCAGUAACGCAGCCCUCGACUGUGAUCCUAACACUGAGCUAGUCGCUUAUCCUGCAGGAUGCACGGUAGUACUCUACAAUGUGCGCAAGAACAGACAGACACAUGUGCUCAACGCGUGUCGGAAGAGUGUCACAUGCGUGGCGUUCUCCCCCGACGGGAGGUACCUGGCUACGGGGGAGUGCGGACACGCCCCCGCCGUCAGGGUGUGGGACUUACAGGAUCCCACAGCGUCGGGUGCGGUACAAAUAGGGGAAUUCAUUGGACAUACACAUGGAGUUAGCUGUGUGGCGUUCUCCACAUCAUCGAAAUACCUCGUGUCGAUAGGGUCCCAACAUGACAUGAUAGUCAACGUUUGGGAUUGGCGAGCUAAUCUGAAGCUGGCUAGUAAUAAGGUGUCAUCUCGCGUGAAAGCGGUGAGCUUCUCGGAGAACGGCAACUACUUCGUGACAGUCGGCUUCAGGCACGUCAAGUUCUGGUAUCUCGAGUACUCCAGGAGUGCUAAGUUCAAAGAACCAGUCCCCCUAAUGGGCCGCUCCGCCAUCUUAGGGGAGCAGAAAGACAACGAGUUCUGCGACGUGGUGUGCGGCCGCGGAGCCUCCGCCGACUCCACAUACGCCAUCACAAGGGCUGGUCUACUCUGCGAGUUUAAUAGUAGACGGCUGCUGGACAAAUGGGUCGAGCUCAGGACAACAUCAGCGAACUGUAUGGCGAUAGGCGCGAACUACAUCUUCGUGGGCUGCGCGGAGGGCAUCGUGCGGUGCUUCGCGCCGGACUCGCUGCGGUAUAUCACUACGCUGCCCAGGACGCAUUAUCUAGGCGUCGAUGUGGCGCAGGGGACUAAUAUUAGCCACAUGUUCACGCAGCCACAAAACGCGCGGUACCCGGACGCCGUAGCUCUGACGUACGACGAGCGAAACCACAAGCUGACUUGUGUAUAUAAUGAUCAUAGCUUGUACGUGUGGGAUGUUAGAGAUAUUAAGAGGGUCGGCAAGUCCCAUUCAGCACUAUACCACUCAGCCUGCAUCUGGGGGGUAGACAUGAACAGCAACGAACGCCCCCUCCCCCCCGGGACCUUCCUCACCUGCUCCAGUGAUGACACCGUCCGGCUGUGGCAGCUGACCCCAGCACCCACCAACAUAUACAGUAAUGAGCUGAACAAAAUAUUCUACAUAGACCCCGAGCUGAAAUUCCUGAAGGACGUCGAUCUGACCGCCACUAACGAUAAGGAUAAGUCCAAGUCCUACGACGAUAAGACUGGAGUCAGAUGUGUACGAGUAUCUCCGGACGGCCAACACGUGGCGGCUGGAGACCGCGCCGGCAACGUGUGGGUUCACGCAGCCACCGGUGCUCUAUUACAUACACUCGAAGCUCAUGACGCUGAAGUACUGUGUUUGGAGUACGCGGCAAGGCCGAGGCUUCUUGCAUCGGCCAGUCGCGAUAGAUUGAUUCAUGUGUUCCAAGUGGAUAGGGGUUACCAAAUAAUGCAGACACUAGACGAGCACUCGUCGUCCAUCACUGCGGUGCGGUUCCUGAGCUCCGGGGCUGGACUGCAGAUGGUGUCUUGCGGGGCUGAUAAAACUAUACUGUUUAGGCAGUUGAGACAUUCACAAGACGGCGGCUACCAGUUCCAGCGAGGUCAGAACGUUUCGGGUCGAACUACACUGUAUGACAUGGAAGUAGAUGCGGGCGGCAGACAUAUACUUACUGCUUGUCAAGACCGCAACGUUCGAGUGUACAGUGCCGCUCACGGUCGACAUACGAAGACGUUUAGAGGAACUACGGCUGAAGAUGGCACGCUUAUAAAGGUGGCGCUAGACAACAGCGGCAUCUACCUAGCUACAUCCAGUACGGAUAAGAUACUCAGCGUGUACGACUACUACUCCGGCGAGUGUAUGGCCACCAUGUACGGACACUCCGAAAUAGUUACCGGACUUAAGUUCACUCCCGACUGCCAGCACUUGAUAUCAGCUUCAGGAGACGGAUGUAUCUUCGUGUGGCGAGUACCACAUGAUAUGGUGGUCACCAUGAGAGCCAGGCUCGCUCAGCAGGCCAUACGACAGGGCAAGAAAGUCACAGCGCCCAGUAACGGCAUGUCAGGCUUGGACAGCGAGAGUGACUCGCACUUCGGGUCGCCGCCUCGGGAGUUGCCUUAUGAGGAAAACAAGUUCACCACUCCCGUUGUACCUGAUUAUACUCUCCGCAUCGGGCGUCUACCAACGUGGGCUAAGAAGAGUUUAGGCGACGAGGCGGUGGCCGGCGAAUCACCCGCUCCCGACCCGCCUGCUAGAGGGAAGUGGGCCACUAGGAUUAAUCCUAAUACUGAAAAACGCGGCGACUCCGACGGUUCUAAAGACAGUUCACUGGACAGCGGCACCGACACUCGAUACAUAGAGAAGAGAAAAGACGCCACCAGUGUCAAACAGAGACCGAAGUCGCUGAAUUUAUCUCAACUGCCUCGAGUCGAAGCUCUGUUCAGGAAUUUCGAUGCGACCAUGAGAAAAACAUACGAUAUUCUCACAAUAUCUCCGAGGGUUGAAAAGGUUACGAUUAAUUUGUCGAAAAGUCGCGCGACUGAGACGCGGACGCGACACCACACCGACGAUUCGUCGCUCGGCAGUUUUAAGUAUGAGGACCAGGAGUCGACAGAACACGACGGUGAUAUAGAAGACAUAUCCGAUGGCGAGAGGACCUCGUCUUCGGAGCGCGGCAACAGGACUACCUACUAUCCUGGCAAUAAUGAUGAUGAGACGCCUGGUGAAUUCAUGGUAAACGCAAUGGACGCUGAAGAGCUUCGGGAAUCAAUGCGUCGCUCUAAGCGGUGGACGGGAGAGGCGCGGCUGGAACUGCCCCCCCCUCACACCAAGCUCAGCGGCACUCCUCAGGACUCUGAUGAUGAUGAGGUUUCAACCCCAUCGGGCGACAACACAGAACGCAACCCACUCUCCGGUUCGUGUGAGUCACUGGACACGGCCGGGCGGCGCGAGAAGUACAUCAAGUCUGCCUUCGACAGCCUCAGUGGCGCUGAGAUGGAAGCCACUUUAACCGGAGGCAACACAUCAUUAUCAGCGCAGCACCUAUCCCGGGCCCCGGCGCCGCCCCCGCGUCCGUCUCCGGCGCCCCGCACCCCGCGCACCCCCGACCCCGAGGCCGCCAGACGGAGGGAGGAGCUCAAUAGGAGGAUAUUGGAAACUAGGAGGCAGUUGGAGAGCGUGGCGUUCCGAUCCAACUUAAAAUCCAGUCAGUCCACAACAGAUUUAUCAUACAUUCCUGAAAAGGAUAGCUCAAGACGCAACCGUCCAGUUUCUAUGGCUAUCCCAUCCAAUUCCAGGCCUUAUGGAAUUGUACCAUGUCCCGAAGAAAACUUGGACAGUCUCAAUUCGAACUAUUUUGACAGCUUAAACCCUUACCUCGAUUAUCGAAACAAGAACCCUUAUGCUAUACCUGCGAAUUUAAACCACAAAAUUAUACCAGAUUAUUUAGAUAACGCAGCACCCUACGUACCACCUCAUGGAAAUGUAGGUACAACUCAAAAUGAUAGACGAAACAUGCAUUAUAUUCCUUUCGAUACAAAACCUAUGGUCUUUAAAGAGCAGCAGCCUCAAAAGCCUCUAGCUUUCGUAGUAGACAUGAAAAAACCAGCUCCAACUAAAGUCUUUAACCGUCUAUUUCCCGAAAAAGAACCUAAGCCGAGAAAUUUUACCUUAAACUUGACUAAGAAUGAUGAGAAACCAGUUGUACCUAAGUCUACGAAGCCAGCUCGAAGUAUAUUUAAGAAUUACAAGUCUUGUCCAGUUUCACCAGUUUCUGAAGAGUGCAAAUGGGCUGAUAAAGCGAAUCAGCAAAAUCAAAAAACUGAUACGAAUUCUCUAGACCCCAAAAAACGUAAUUCUUUAAGUUUCUUUGUAGGUUUUGACGGUAAAAGUAUGAGAGAUAGCGGUAAAAGUAUAGUUGAUACUAUAAAGUCAGAUACAGAGAAAAUGAUUGCUGAAAUUACUAAGAAAUAUGGUGAUUUAGAUGAGUAUGAUGUUGCUAGAGGUCAGGAUGACCUUGAUUUGAAACCUACUAAAGAAAAGGACGAUGGUAAUUUUUCGUCAGACUCCUUAGAAGACUGUAGCUUAAGCCAAGACGCUAGUUGCAAAAACAAAUUGUUCUCCAAAAAGGUUUGUAAGAAACACACAAAAAAUCUACCAAGAAGAGCUGUUUCGAACUAUGAAAUUUAUGGAGGAGAAAAGCCUGUGGUACCAGCAAAGCCUGCGUAUAUAGCCAAUCAGAAGAGUUCCACAUUACCUAGGAAUAUGCCUUCGAAUCUAGACGAUAUCGAUGAAGAUUCGAUGAAGUACAACCCUAAUAUGUAUCGAUGCCAAAGUGUUUUAACUAAGAGAUGCAUCACUAGAUCCAAUGAAUCAGUUUUGAGUGAUAAUUCUAACUGUUCUAGUAUCUCCAAUGAGAUUUUCUUAAAGUAUGGUAAUGAGGUAGCCUUCCAACAAGCUAAGUUUGACGGCAGUCGGUACAAUUUGAACGACUCACAAAAUUGCUCGUACGAAAAUAUACACGAAACUGAUUAUUUAGAAAACCAUAGACAUAGCAGUGCAAGUUUCUUCUUAAACCAAAAGAAAUAUAUGAAAAACAGUUGUAGUCAAGAAUCUGUUUUAUCAGACGACUUUUUGGAUAACGAAAACCAACUUUGCAGAACUAAUUGUAAUUCUCUAGAAAGUGUUUUAUCUGAUGAUUCAGAAUGCACUAAAAGUGCUCCUUUAGAAAUGUUAUUUGAUGGAGCUAAGCCUAAGAAACAACAGAAAAAUCAAAGCAUGCCAAGGAACAGCAAAAGCUGUUACGAAUUUGAUAAUACUUCAAAGAGUUAUGGAUCAAGUCCAAACAACGCUUAUUUCGGAUACAUGUAUAACAAUUACUUAGGAGAUGCUUCUAGUCCUAAUUACAGAGAAAGUAAGCCAAAUACUGUUACUACGACUCCAAAACCAGCUGCGAAAGUGUACGGUUUUGACAUCCCAGUUGACGGACAUAAAACUGUUACUAGAUCUAAGAGUUUAUACGAUUCAUCUUCAAAACAACCUCCUCCAGCUAAGAAUAUUGCGUAUUAUUUCGACGGAAAUAAUAUCCAGCAGUAUAAUAAAGAGAAGAAACUGAGUGAUGAAAUACCACGGUUGAAUAAGACUGAUUAUAUGGUGAAUACUAGCAAAUCUUUACAGCCAAAAUUCGCUGAUAAAUACAAGAGUGAGAUGCAAGGUUGUGAACAAAAUGCUAUGGUCAAAUCUAAAAGUUGCAGUUUUGAAGUCGUGUUAGAACCGGCUUCUAAACCAAAUCCUUUGAAAAAUUUGAUGGAGAAACGAAACUCGCAUGUGCAGAAGAAUUUGGAGAAAUUCGAAGAGCAAAUAAGAAAGAACACACAAACUAAAGUUAAUAAGAAUCAGUUGAACAAAGAAAAAUCUAACGGCAAAUAUAAUAACGCUACAAAAAGUCUUGAAAGAGGUUCUGGACAAAAAAAUAAUAAUACUAAAAUAACUAUGGAGUUUGUACCUCAUAAGCCUCCGAAACCUAUCAAAAGAACGUCUUCAGUUAAAAUGAAUAAUAGACUCAAAGCUGGCAUAGAAAAAUCAGGACUGACGUCAUCAAUAUCGUCUCAAUAUAAAGCGAAAUUAGACGGUUUACAUAAUAAAAACUAUUUAGCCAAUAAGAAGCCAGAAGAUGCGAAUUCAAACGUAGAACCUGAUAAUAGUGAGAAACAUUUUGACGUUUUUGUCAAAGAAAAAGAUGUAAACGAAAAUAAGUCUGAAAUACAAAUGGAUAGUUUAGAAGUUUACGCGAUGCAACGAAUGGAAAGAUUAAAACAAGUCAGCAUGGAUUCUUUAGAUGUUGACGCAAAUGAUUUUGCUAAAGAUUCUUUAGACUAUUAUGCGGAACAGGAUAAUAAACUAUACGCCAAAACGGCUAAAGAUCAGUUGAAUUUAAAACUAGCUAGAAACGAUUUAUCAAGGCCUUCGCAUAGUCGACAGAGUGAAACUAAAGAGAAUAUAUCCCCAGAAAUGAGCGACGAAAUAAAAAAAUACAAAAACAUCGAAAGGAAAAUAGAGAUAAUAAACAAAUUAGUGGAAAUGGAAGAAAAGAGGAUCCUACAAGAGAAAAUACUCAAAGAAUGGAGAAUGAGACCUUUGAAAGCCAAUAUAAACGACGGGAAAGGUGUUGUGAAACUCCUAUCUAGAAAGUUCGAAAAACUUGCUACUAAGCAAUCGUCAACAGUUCAUAACUUCGCUUCAUUAACUUUAGAAGAAGCUGAUACAGAUACUGAUACAAAUUCAGAUGCUAAAGAAAUAAAAAGAAACUUAAGUCUACCAGACAUUCUAGAUUCGGACCAGAUAGGAGGUCUAGUUACCGUCGGACGAGACAUAACCAACGAAGCCGGCAACACAGGACCAGUAGAAGACGUAAAACUAAAUAACACAAUACAAGCAGAAAUAGGGGUCCCACCAAAAAGUCUAAAGCAAAGAGUUUACAACGAAAUGGUAAUACCGAAAACAGACGUCCACUUAGACAGCGAAAAUUACGAAUCGUCCACAACCAGUUCAAGUUGCACGAAUUCCCCGAAAAGACUAUCUUUUUACGGCUUUAACAGACCGAAGACGCCAUUUAGAAAGAUCAUAAGAGGUCCUACGCCGCGUCUGUGUAUGGAAAACCGUCUGUUUCCGCAUAAAAUAAGACCGGUACUUUACGGUUCGCCUAGGGGUUCUUGUUUAGCGAAAAGGGUGCCUGUCCAAAAUCCGGUUUUGCCGUCGAAAUUCUCGCCAACGCAAGCUUCUUCAAAACCUUCGACGCCUCAAAACGGCAACAACAGUAAGUCCCCGGGGAACUUCGUGCGACCGGCGCCGCGGUAUAACAACAAGUCUAACAUGACUAGGAGUUCCAGUGUUGGGGUACUCAACCAGAGCGACUCAGAAUCCGAUCCUCAACCGUCUCGCCAGCAAUCCUCAAGGCCUCAAGGCCUCAUGAGGCCCACGAUAUCGUCGAUGAACAAGGCCGCGGCUAACACUGCGAGGAGACGAGGCCUGGCCAACGCUUAUAGUGCGGUGAGCCUUGCGACCGGCGCUAACGAGGAGUCCAGCUCCGAAGCCGACGAGAGAAACAACGGCGAGGGUCCCGUGGCAAGACCUAGGGCUUCAUCUGUUGACCACAGCCAGAGGAGAAUCGGUCGUAGCGGCAGCGAACGCGACCUUUCGGCGAAGGCGCGGGAAGUGACGGCCAGACUGACUUCCAACACACGGCAGAGACCUAAGGAGACGCCUGCUGAUGCUAACUUAUCGUCGUCGCAGCUAUGUUCAGCUCUGACGGAACAGCUGACGAAGACGGCCUGCAAGGUGGUGCAGCUCUACGCCAGCUUGCAGCGGGAGCCCAACGCUGCCGCUGACAUCAGUGGUCUAGAAGCAGCCAUACUAGAAACUCAGAAAGUCCUCCGAAGCGCCGUCACCCGCACUCAGAACGGAGACCAAGCUCUCAGCAGUCUGUCCUCCACUGACGGAGAGUACCUCAAUGUCGACAGCACCAGGCAUAAGCUGCAGCAUCUUGUGUCUAAAGAAGCAACAAACACAAGCAACCCAGCGAUGUCUUUAAUAGAGCAAUACUCAGAUAUUCUACUAAAUAUGAUGCAGACUAAGAUGGUUAACCAGUUCUCACAACCACAGAGCCUACCACCAAAUACGAGGGAACCCGGUAACGAGAGCUAGUAGCGGUAAAAACAGCAAUAAAACUUUGGUAGAAAACGGAUAAAACUUUGGUAGAAACCGGGAAAACUUUGGUAGAAACCGUGAACGUUUGGUAGAAAUCAUGUUGGAGGUUCAAAAGUGUUUUGUGACUAGAAGUGUGUGGUUUUUUGGAAAAAUGUGUAGUGACUGUGAACCGGGUUUAUUGUAUGAACUUUAAAAAAUAAGCGUUAUAAUCUUUGGUAUUAUUGUUGUAACCAAAAUCGACCUUUUUAACGAAGGUUUUAACCAAAAUGUACUAGUAAUAAUAAUUAACUAUUAUUAAAUGUGAAAACGAUUUGUGAAAACUACAUCUGUCCAUGGUAGAAAAUCGACCAAAUAAUCGAGUCGAAAUAAAAAUAUCGAUAUGAAAAGUCGAUUAGUUUUAUCGAUUUACGUCGCUUAUCGUUAAAGAAAGUGAUAUUUAAGUAACUUUAGUAAAUAAUAAGACCUUUUUGAGUGCAAUCGGAAGUCGAAAAAGUCAUUUAAAAGCCUAAUCAAUUUAAAUACUAGAUAUGCAUCACUUUUUCACCUGACUUUUCUUAUAUUUCUAUCUCUUUGGUGUCCUAACUUAUUCAUAUACCUAUUUAAAUCUAAUUAUAUAUUUUUUUCGUGCACCAUUCACCAACUUCCAGACUCCGGGCCGACUUCUGAAAGUUUCUAAAACACACAAAGCGAUUUUGGCCCAGUCCGGGCGUUAGACCCGAGACCUCAGUUAUAAAAAUACAUAUUUUCUAUUUAAAUUAACUAGGCUUCUAAAGUGACAUAACCCAGAAUCGAGAAUGACGUUAUAUAAAAUGUAAAUAACGAUUUUAAAUUAAAUAAAAUACUAAUCUAAGUCGAAAUAGUUACAUUUGUCAAUUUUUAAAAUGAUAGUCGCUGUUUUGUAGCGACGCCGCCAUCUUGAAUAUUUAUAAACUUAAAACAACGCCAUCUGUGUUUUGAAAUAUGAACUACAGGCGUUUGGAUGUAACGUGUAUUUUGUUGGUGUAAAAAUCUUUGGGUGAAUUUUGUCAAAAAAUAAUGUUUCUUUGAAAAAUGGGAGAACUCGAAAUUUUAUUUCAUCAUUAACAUAUUUUUUGCAAUUCAUCUGUAAACUAUUUUCUGCGGUUGUACUCGCGUCUGUUAGUAUUAAAAAUACCUUUCGAAAUACAUAAGAUGUGCCACUUACUUACCAUCAUCUCAAUUGGUAGUCAUUUUGUAUUGAAAGAUUUACAAACAAAUUUUCGCAUUUUGAAUACCUAACCUCAACGCCCUUUCUGGCAAGGUCGUCCAAAUGGAUUCCAUGAUACACAAAAAAAUACUUAAGGAUUUAGACAAAACUUUUUUUUAUGAAAAAAGUUUAUCGUCGAGUCCACAUUUUUUGAUUUCGGAAAUAAUUUGAAGGAAUUAUAAGCAUGUAGGCUUACAACCUACAGGGGAUUUUUCCUAUAUUUCCUUAUUGCCAUUCAAUUCUAAAUGAUCUUGGCGGGAUUCUACCAGCUUGCGGCACUGUAACGCACACAAAUGUAUCUUCUGGUGUACUCGCUGUAGCAAACAGUAACACAUUGCAUGCGAACAUUUCUAAAAUGUCCGCGAAACUGCAACCGCCGUGUGCGAACAUCAUGCUAGCUGUGGACUUAAGUCAAGGCGUAAUUUUUAAUGGUGAAAUUCGCCGUAAAGAGCGAAAUAAUAAAAGAUUGAAUAUUAAUUUUUGCAUUUAAAUUAUCAUUCCAAAUAUGUUUAAUUUUAAAUUUAUUAAUAGCAAAUGAUUGUUUGCCAAUAAUAUCAUUUUGAUUAAGUAUAUAAAAACUUUUGACAUUCAAAAUAAUUGAAUUUUUUCAAAAUUUAAUUACAUGAUAAAAUUAUGUAUAUCUUUACGUCUUUAAACAUUUAAAAAAUGUAUAUCGAUUAAUCCGUCAACUAAUAAUUUGUUUAUAUUUAUAAAUUAUCAUAGUGAAUUUGAAAAAUGUUUUAGAAGUUCUAACUUCUUUUAAAUUAAUCAAAAUAUUAGUAAAUUUUUGAUAUUAUUGUAAAUUGAUACUAAAACUUUUGACUGAAAGUAUAACCAUUCCUCAAUUAUUUUAAUACACUAAACUCACAAAAACCAUUCGUUCAACAUAUCACCAUAAUAAAGCAUUUAUUAAAACUUUCACAAAUAAAUACCGAAUAAAUUAAGAAGUUCAAAAUCUUCUUUCUCCGAGUCUUUUUCCCAAACUAUGUUGGGGUCGGCUUCCAGUCUAACCGGAUUCAGCUAAGUACCAGUGCUUUACAAGGAGCGACUGCCUAUCUGACCUCAACCCAGUUACCCGGGCAACCCGAUACUCCUUGGUUAGACUGGUGUCAGACUUACUGGCUUCUGACUACCCGUAACUCCCUUGUCAUUUGUGGGACCUAAAUUCAAAAUGGCGCAUUUAACACUACAAAACAAAUUGUCAUAUCCAUGUGAAUAUUAAAUACACUUGAAAUCACAUUUCUUUAAUAAUAUAUCGACUUAAACCAUGUAAGUAUAAAGUAAAUACCUAAGUUUGUGUUUGUAUGUAAAAAAGUCACAAAGUUAAAAAACCUGUUUUGUAUUUUUUUUCUAUGUGUAUCAUUUUAAUUAUAGGGGAAAACUGUUGGGAAUUUGUCAGCGACUAAAAUAUGCGUCCAAAGAUGUAUGUAAUAUCACAAUUUAGAUAUAUAUUUUCUUGUAAAUAGUUGUAAAGCUACCUUCGUAAAAAUGACAGUCAUACACGCAUGUGGAUCGACGAACUUUUAUGUUCUUCUCUCGGUGCCAUUGAUAUGCAAAAAACCCAAGAUGCACAACGUCUCAAAAACGUCAUCACCAAAUGAGCGCAACAUUCAAAAUUGUGCGCUCAUUUUCUUUGUCCUAGCCUACCACUUCGGUCGUAAAAUUUUAUUGCUUUAACUACAGUGCGUUGUAAUCACGACUUUAAGCAAUUCGUGUAAAGUUGAACUUGCAAUAACAUAAGCUUGCAUAAGACUGUGCAUAUUAGGUUUUUGUAUAUCAAUGCUCGGUGCUGUCAGUACUGAGUGUCGUGCAUCGAGCACAUGUGUGUGUGAGUGACAUUGUUACGAACGUUAGUACAUAGCUUCACAACUGUUUACAGGAGAAUAUAUUGAAACUGUGGUAAUAUUGUAAGGUAUCACAGAAAAAAUAUACAUACUAGAAAAAUGUCUGGAUAUUGUCAAAACUGAAUUUGUCUUUGACAUAAUCUUGACAUUGUUACAUGUUUGAAAAAGUCGCUUAUUUUAAACCUCUGGCUAAUUUAAUAUUACUUGCUAAGCAAUCCUUUGGGUAAUGUAAAUAUUUCUGUCCCUGUCUUACUUUAAUGUUUCACAGUUUUUAGACAGAGACAGCGAUAUAUAAAAAUGUUUAAGUAAGUUGUAUUUUUUGUAAAUAUAUGACUCAAUUGUGUUUAUAGAACACUCGUACCACAAUUAUGAAGAAAUGUCUAGUUUAACAUUUUAUUUAUAUUAAAAUUUAUUGCCAUCAGCGGAAAAGACUAAUUUUAAUACUAUUAUAAAUAAUUUCUAAGUUUAUAUUUUUUUCGUGUCUUAUUAUUUUUAACUGGACUUUGUAAUAUUUGUUCUUUCUUUUGUAUAGCGAAACAAAGCACACUAAUUUUUAAUUUAGGCGAAAUAAAAUUAUAUUGAAUUUA